AUUGGCCAGUUCAGCUGCCGACCAAUCAGAGUGCGUUUUUGUACGACUAAAGGUGGCCAUAUUUUAUGCCACCUGGGUUUUGCUUCUAACAGCUGUAUUUUGCUACGACUCUAACGUAUUUAACAAAAUACCCUAUAUUUAGUGUUUAUCACAUCAUGCCUUAUUAUCAGACGUGGGAAGAGUUUGCGAGAGCUGCAGAAAAACUUUAUUUGACGGACCCGAUGAAGGUCAGAGUGGUUCUAAAAUAUCGACACUGUGAUGGAAAUCUCUGUAUGAAGGUCACAGAUGAUGCUGUGUGUUUACAGUACAAGACUGACCAGGCCCAAGAUGUGAAGAAGAUCGAGAAACUGCAUGGGAAGUUGAUGAGAUUAAUGGUCUCCAAAGAGACCCACAGUGGAUCCAUGGAAACGGACUGAAUUAUUAAAAGGACCUGUUGGGAUUGGACAGUUGUUUGUGACUCAAUUCGACUGACAAUGAAGAGAAACUGAUAUACACUAGGAUGGAGAAGAAGUUUGGUUGAUGUUUCACUGUAUACUGAGAAUGUUCAAGAUUAUGCUCGUUUGGGGAGCAAGCAGCAAGACCAGAGGAAACAUCCUACAAGAGGCUGAAAUUUGUGUUCUUAUUCUGGAGGUCGGACAACGUUGUAAUGGUCAUACAGUUGUUUUCAUUUGGUCUGCCUAUUAUUUAACGUUUGGAGAAAGUGGGUUUUAACUGCGACAACAUCAAGGGAAUACAUUUCGAAGCAGGACCUUCUUAAUUUCUUAGAUUACAAUAAAAUCCCAGUUUUGAAGUAUGUAUGACUAUGCAUGAUGUACAUUGAACCUAAAUAAAUGUCUUUUUUUCAUCCCA
This is a messenger RNA of Ctenopharyngodon idella (grass carp), 849 nucleotides long. It is a transcript of the gene srp9, whose product is annotated as signal recognition particle 9. Gene Ontology annotation, cellular component: signal recognition particle, endoplasmic reticulum targeting. Gene Ontology annotation, molecular function: 7S RNA binding. Lineage: Eukaryota; Metazoa; Chordata; Actinopteri; Cypriniformes; Xenocyprididae. The record is from RefSeq and is a predicted model, not a curated record. The coding region runs from base 156 to 416 and encodes 86 amino acids. Gene Ontology annotation, biological process: SRP-dependent cotranslational protein targeting to membrane; negative regulation of translational elongation. The transcript is spliced from 3 exons.